ACAAACUGCUUCCCUCCCUUUACGACGACUCUUUUCUUUUUGUCUGUCUUUCAUUACCGGAAAAGGACAUGCCAACAACGUAUUCCGGUGACUGUCUCAACGGAAGUUUGGGAUGUCAACAGCGAACGAGCCACUCUUGGGUGGCGCCAUGCGUUCUGAUGGCACAUUGCUGGAGCAAUCUUAUUCCUUUAGGCAGUUUCCUGAACUAGGUUGGAUUUUUUAUGAACUGCCAAAGGCAACUAUUCUUUCGGUUUCGAAACCUGAGACUGGUGAUCUCAGCCCGAUGUUAUUCUCUUACACCAUUGAAUUACAGUACAAGCAGUUCAAGUGGCGCUUAGUGAAGAAAACUUCUCAAGUUCUAUAUUUACAUUUUGCUUUGAAAAGACGUGCAAUUAUUGAGGAAUUUCAUGAGAAACAAGAGCAGGUUAAGGAAUGGCUUCACAGCUUAGAAAUAGUAGAUCAUCAUGUAGCAGUUGUGCAGGAUGCUGACGAACCUGAUGAUGGUGCUGUUCCUUUGCAUCAAGAAGAAAGUCUUAGAAACAGAAAUGUCCCAUCCAUUGCUGCUUUGCCGAUUCUCCGUCCAGCUCUAGGAGGGCAGCAGGCCAUUUCAGACAGAGCAAAAGUGGCCAUGCAGAAUUAUCUGAGUCAUUUCUUAGGCAACAUGGAUAUUGUAAAUUCUCGAGAGGUCUGCAAAUUUCUGGAGGUCUCUAAGUUGUCAUUUUCACUCGAAUAUGGUUCAAAACUUAAAGAAGGUUAUGUGAUGGUGAAGCAUCUUUCAAACAUUUUCCGGAGUGAUGCUGAUAUAAGUUGCUUUCCGUGUCAGUUGUUUGACUGUUGUAAUAACAAUUGGUGCAAGGUCUGGGCUGUUUUGAAACCUGGGUUCUUGGCCUUGCUGGAAGAUCCUCUUGAUACCAAACUCUUAGAUAUUAUUGUUUUUGAUGUUCUACCAGCCUCAAAUGGUAAAGGAGGACCUGAAUUAUUUUUAGCAAGCCAGAUAAAAGAACGCAAUCCUUUACGUUACUCAUUUAAGGUUUCUUCUGGAAGUCAGAGCAUAAAAUUAAGAACUACAAGUAAUGGUAAAGUUAAAGAAUGGGUUGCUGCAAUCAAUGAUGCUGGUUUAAGGCCUCUUGAGGGUUGGUGUCAUCCUCGCCGGUUUGGUUCAUUUGCUCCUCCAAGGGGCUUAACUGAUGAUGGGAGUCAAGCACAAUGGUUUGUAGAUGGGCAAGCAGCUUUUGAAGCAAUUGCUGCUGCAAUAGAGAAUGCAAAAUCAGAGAUAUUCAUUACUGGCUGGUGGCUUUGCCCUGAACUUUAUUUAAGACGCCCUUUUGAUACUCAUUCUUUCUCCAGGCUUGAUUCUUUGUUAGAAGCUAAAGCUAAGAAGGGUGUUCAGAUUUAUAUUCUUCUCUACAAGGAGGUAGCUAUUGCUUUAAAAAUCAACAGUUUGUACAGUAAGAAAAGGCUCCUUAACAUUCAUGAAAAUGUGAGGGUAUUGCGCUAUCCUAAUCAUUUCUCUGCCGGCGUUUACUUAUGGUCGCAUCAUGAAAAACUUGUAAUUGUUGACUACCAGAUUUGUUUUAUGGGAGGAUUAGAUUUAUGCUUUGGUCGUUACGAUACCAUUGAACACAUAGUUGGUGAUUGUCCUCCUCAUAUAUGGCCUGGCAAGGACUAUUAUAACCCGAGAGAAUCUGAACCAAAUUCUUGGGAGGACACUAUGAAAGAUGAAUUGCAUCGAGGGAAAUAUCCACGUAUGCCAUGGCAUGAUGUCCAUUGUGCUCUUUGGGGACCCGCUUGCCGUGAUGUUGCUAGGCACUUUGUUCAACGGUGGAACCAUGCUAAGAGAAGCAAAGCUCCAAAUGAGCAAACAAUUCCAUUGUUGAUGCCUCACCACCACAUGGUCCUUCCUCAUUACAUGGGAAGAAGUAAAGAGAUAGACAUUGAAAGAAAUAAUGCAGAAGAAAACCAGAAAGACAUUGCAAGACAGGAUUCUUUCUCUCUAUCCCCAUUGCAAGAUGUACCAUUGCUAUUGCCUCAGGAAGCUGAUGCACCAGUUCUUUCUACUGUAGAUCAAAAAGUAAUUGCUGAAUACAGGAAUAGCAAUCUUCCUGAUCAACCAACUAGAUCUUGUGAGAGUUUCUCAUUCUCCUUCCAGAAAUCCAAAGUUGAAGGUUCAGUUCCAGAAACACCAUUUAAAGGUUGCGUUGAUGAGCUUGGUUUUUUGGAUCCUCAAAGCAGCUCUGAGAUCUCAGAUGAAUGGUCAGUAACAUCAGAGGAAGAUGAUCAUGAUGUUUCUGCUUGUGGACAAGUUGGGCCACGUACUGCAUGUCGCUGUCAGAUUAUCAGAAGUGUUAGUCAAUGGUCUGCCGGAGCCAGCCAAACCGAAGAAAGCAUUCAUAAUGCCUAUUGUUCUCUCAUUGAGAAAGCACAGCAUUUCAUCUACAUAGAGAACCAGUUUUUCAUAUCAGGUCUUUUCGGAGAUGAGAUUAUACAGAAUCGUGUCUUGAAUGUGUUAUACAAGCGUAUUCUGCAAGCCCACAAAGAACAGCAGUGUUUCCGUGUCAUCAUUGUUCUACCACUCUUACCAGGCUUCCAGGGAGGUCUAGACGAUGGUGGGGCAGCGACGGUUAGAGCCAUAAUGCAUUGGCAGUAUCGGACCAUUUCCAGAGAAAAGACUUCAAUAUUGGAUAAUCUCAAUACAUUGCUCGGUCCUCAAACACAGAAUUACAUUUCAUUUUAUGGUCUGAGGACAUAUGGUAGACUUUUCAAGGGUGGUCCUGUUGCCACAAGUCAGGUGUAUGUGCAUAGUAAAGUUAUGAUAGUAGAUGAUUGUGUUGCGGUGGUUGGAUCAUCUAAUAUUAAUGAUAGGAGUUUGCUUGGGUCAAGAGACUCAGAGAUCGGGGUGGUUAUCGAAGAUAAGGAGUUUGUUGACUCAUCCAUGAAUGGAGAGCCUUGGAAAGCUGGAAAAUUUACGUAUAGCCUCCGGUGCUCAUUGUGGUCAGAGCAUCUUGGUCUUAGUGCAGGAGAGAUCAAUAAAAUCAGUGAUCCUGUAGCAGAGACAACAUAUCGAGAUUUAUGGUUAGCAAUUGCAAAGGAAAAUACAAAGAUCUAUCAAGAUGUUUUUGCUUGUCUUCCAAGUGAACUCAUACAUUCAAGGGCGGCUUUGAGACAAAGCACCAACUAUUGGAAGGAGAAACUCGGUCACACCACCAUUGAUCUAGGAAUAGCUCCUGAGAAGCUAGAAUAUCAAGAGAAUGGAGAAACCAAGGAGAUAGGCCCAAUGGAGAAGCUAAAAUCAAUAAAGGGACAUCUUGUUUCUUUCCCUUUGCAGUUCAUGUGUCAAGAAAAUUUGAGACCAGUGUUCAAUGAGAGUGAGUUCUAUGCAUCCCCUCAUGUAUUCCAUUAGGUUUAAAGAAAAAAAAUACCGAACUAACAGAAAGAUUAACAUGCUAACAAAAGUAGAAGAUGUUUUAGUUGGCACCGAUCUAUUCUCUGUACGGGAAAAUAAUUGCUCAAAAGUAAACUAUUUUUGUAUGCACCUUCUAUUUGAAUGAAGGUUAGGGUUCUCUGUCGAA
Ricinus communis (castor bean) is the source of this 3569-nucleotide messenger RNA. Its product is annotated as phospholipase D zeta 1. Gene Ontology annotation, cellular component: plasma membrane. Gene Ontology annotation, molecular function: D-type glycerophospholipase activity. NCBI's taxonomy places the organism in Eukaryota, Viridiplantae, Streptophyta, Magnoliopsida, Malpighiales, Euphorbiaceae. The record is from RefSeq and is a predicted model, not a curated record. Bases 113 to 3400 code for a protein of 1095 amino acids. Gene Ontology annotation, biological process: phosphatidic acid biosynthetic process; phospholipid catabolic process; intracellular signal transduction. The transcript is spliced from 20 exons.